CAUGCUCCUCCGAACACCUGUGUGUGUGUAAGUGUGAAUCGGGAAGUGUAGUUUUGUUGGAUGUAUCUGUGAAACACGUAGCAGUUUUUAUUUUAAAAAAUAGUGCGUUUCUUUCUCACUGAUGGAAGCUAUUGGAAGAUUGUGCGAGAAAUGUGAUGGAAAGUGUGUGAUCUGUGACUCGUAUGUGAGGCCUUGCACACUGGUGCGCAUCUGUGACGAGUGCAACUACGGGUCGUACCAGGGGCGCUGUGUCAUAUGUGGAGGUCCCGGGGUGUCUGAUGCUUACUACUGCAAAGAGUGCACCAUCCAGGAGAAAGACCGAGAUGGAUGCCCCAAGAUUGUGAACUUGGGCAGUUCAAAGACUGACCUUUUCUAUGAACGGAAGAAGUAUGGCUUCAAGAAGAGGUGAAGACAGGCCUGUUCAACGAGUGCUUUGCUUCUGUUUUUUUGUAUGAACGUUUUUACCUUUGUGUGUGAACAUGUUUUGACAAUACAAUAAAGCUUUAUUUUACAUUAUUGCAAUGCA
Messenger RNA from Oncorhynchus mykiss (rainbow trout), 526 nucleotides. It is a transcript of the gene phf5a, whose product is annotated as PHD finger protein 5A. The record is from RefSeq and is a predicted model, not a curated record. Gene Ontology annotation, biological process: mRNA splicing, via spliceosome. Lineage: Eukaryota; Metazoa; Chordata; Actinopteri; Salmoniformes; Salmonidae.